UUUGGCAGUUGAAACUGGAAGUUUUUUGGAUUCUAUUUAUUUUCUCUCCAUUUGCUAGUUUUGGGGCCUUGUUUUCCCCUCCUCCUGGGGUGAGGGUAAUAACUUUUUGGAGAACAGUUUUUCAUCACAGGCCCUUUCCUUAUCAGAUCCAUUCCAUGACAUGAGAGACAUUUAAUGUCCAGAGCGUUUUCUCGGACUACCAGAGAAGAGAUGCACCAGACCAGGAUCCAGCCCCAGUCCUGAAGGUCCGUACCUCUGAGAGUUCAGGUGUGUGUUCAGCACCAAUCACAGGUAUGGCUGGCGCCACAGCUCAUCAGGGGUGAGUCCCAGCCUCAUCUGGUCCCGUGUGAGCUCUGCUGUUAGAGACCCGAGACACGUACAACUCCCACAGCAUCUCACGAUCUGAGAUACCCUGAUGAUAAAGCGAGCCAUGGGUAGCGUCCGAGUUAACAGGUACAGCAUUGUCUCAACUGAAGAGGAUGGACACAAGGUCUCUACCCUAGGCAACAUGAAUGGGCACAGCUGGAAUGGGAAAGGACAUGUCCCCAGGCGGAAACGCCGUAACCGUUUUGUGAAGAAGAAUGGCCAGUGUAACGUGUACUUUGCCAACCUGAGCAACAAGUCUCAACGCUACAUGGCCGACAUCUUUACCACAUGUGUGGACACUCGCUGGCGCUACAUGUUUAUGAUCUUCUCAGCAGCCUUCCUGGUCUCCUGGCUCUUCUUUGGGUUCCUCUUCUGGUGCAUCGCUUUCUUCCAUGGUGACCUGGGUGCCACUGGGGUGAGCGGUGUCCCUGCCACUGCAAAGCCCUGCAUCAUGCACGUCAAUGGUUUCCUAGGAGCCUUUCUCUUCUCGGUGGAGACGCAGACCACCAUUGGGUAUGGGUUCCGUUGUGUGACUGAGGAGUGCCCGUUGGCCAUCAUGGCAGUAGUGGUCCAGUCCAUCGUGGGCUGUGUCAUUGACUCCUUCAUGAUCGGCACCAUCAUGGCCAAGAUGGCGCGGCCCAAGAAACGGGCCCAAACCCUCCUUUUCAGCCAUCAUGCUGUCAUCUCUGUGCGUGAUGGCAAACUGUGCCUCAUGUGGCGAGUGGGAAACUUGCGGAGGAGUCACAUUGUGGAGGCUCAUGUCCGGGCUCAGCUCAUCAAGCCCUACAUGACACAGGAAGGUGAGUACCUCCCGCUGGACCAACGGGACCUCAACGUGGGCUACGACAUAGGCCUUGACCGCAUAUUCCUGGUAUCCCCCAUUAUCAUUGUCCAUGAGAUUGAUGAGGAGAGCCCACUCUAUGGAAUGGGCAAGGAGGAGCUAGAGAUGGAGGACUUUGAGAUUGUCGUCAUCCUGGAGGGGAUGGUGGAGGCCACAGCCAUGACCACCCAGGCUCGCAGCUCCUACCUGGCCAGUGAGAUCCUCUGGGGUCACCGUUUCGAACCUGUGGUCUUUGAGGAGAAGAACCGCUACAAAGUGGACUACUCACACUUCCACAAGACCUACGAGGUGGCCGGCACCCCUUGCUGCUCAGCCCGGGAGCUUCAAGAGAGCAAGAUCACCAUCCUCUCUUCUCCGCCACCUCCUAGUGCCUUCUGCUAUGAGAACGAGUUGGCCUUAGUCAGCCAAGAUGAAGAUGAGGAUGAGGAUGAGGUGGAAGUGGGGCCUGGGUUAGGAGGAAGCACCAAGAACGAUGGAGGAGUCAUCCAGAUGACAGAAUUUGGGAGUCACUUGGAUCUGGAACGGCUACAGGCUGCCAUCCCCCUGGACACCAUCUCCUACCGCAGAGAGUCGGCCAUCUGACUCCUCCUGCCUUUCCAUUCCACAUCUGUUGACCACCAUCUCCUUCUCCCUUUCACUCCAGUGCUUAAUUGAAAAAUUCCCCAAAGAACCUCCUUUGCCCACCUCUCAGCCCCUGAGCAUGUACUGUGUGAGACAUGCUCAUGUUUCCAAUGGGCCCAACCCACACUGGAACAGACUUCUUGCAACCAGAUGGGAGAGCAAUAUGUGUAUUCUGAACUCCUACACUGACAGCUGAUGUGAGGGAAUGCCCCCCACAAACCCCACCACUGUUUGGGGCUGGAACCAUAGGAAGACAGGCUUGGACCCAAAGCAAUUGCCUCAGUACAACUGAUGGCCACUAAAUGGGUCCAGAUUGUUGCCAGAAAAGAAGUAGGCUAUAAAUGCCAACCAAACUGGGAGGACAGGAGAAUCUGGGGGUCAUGGGGAAAGAGUGAAAAGGAUCUGGGAAGUGGGGUGUAUUUUGCAUGUUUUUUGCUUGUUGUACAUGAUAUUAUU
This is a messenger RNA of Mauremys reevesii (Reeves's turtle), 2284 nucleotides long. It is a transcript of the gene KCNJ4, whose product is annotated as potassium inwardly rectifying channel subfamily J member 4. Gene Ontology annotation, cellular component: plasma membrane. Gene Ontology annotation, molecular function: inward rectifier potassium channel activity. Gene Ontology annotation, biological process: potassium ion import across plasma membrane; regulation of monoatomic ion transmembrane transport. The record is from RefSeq and is a predicted model, not a curated record. The transcript has 4 exons. Bases 416 to 1789 code for a protein of 457 amino acids. Lineage: Eukaryota; Metazoa; Chordata; Testudines; Geoemydidae.